This is a messenger RNA of Doryrhamphus excisus (bluestripe pipefish), 6819 nucleotides long. RefSeq names its product RNA binding motif protein 15 (gene rbm15). Gene Ontology annotation, molecular function: RNA binding. NCBI's taxonomy places the organism in Eukaryota, Metazoa, Chordata, Actinopteri, Syngnathiformes, Syngnathidae. The record is from RefSeq and is a predicted model, not a curated record.
CGUCUUUGGGACGGGCGUUCGAGGAACUCUUUACAAAAUGGCGACCGUUGUUGUUUUGCUAAAGGGACAGUGAAUAGCAACAUUUUCCCCACAGUAUUCUGCAACCAUUCGCAGAAUUGCAGCCGUAAAGCCCCAGGCGUACCAAGGGUCGGCUCGGUGUGGACUGAAAUGAAAGGUAAAGAGCGGUCGCCGUUGAAAAAACGCUCCCGGGCCUUGGACGACAUUCGAGACAGGGGAGGAUGCCACCCGAGCAGCAAGAAAAUGGGGGCUCUUUCCGUUUCAAGUGGGAGUAAUAAUGGAAACAGCUCUGGGAAAAGCGACGCUUCGACGAGGAGGAGUCUGCUCGGCGAGAAAAGGGACAGGGACUUUGACGGACACAGUCGGACUGGUAAUAACCACAACUGUCAGCCUGGCGCCGUCAGUAAAAACCACAGCCUGAGCCUGUCGCUGGACGUGGGCUCGGUGAGGAGCACGUCUCGCGGGGAGCAGCGACUCCCAGCGCCCGGUGCCGAGAGUGAGUACAAAACUCUUAAAAUCAGCGACCUCGGCACCCAGCUGAGCGACGAGGACGUAGAAGAUGGACUCUUUCACGAAUUCAAGAAAUUCGGUGACGUGAGUGUUAAGCUGAGCCGCAGCAACGACGAGCGGAUCGCCUUCGUCAACUUCAGGAAGCCGGAGGACGCCCGUGCCGCAAAACACGCCAGGGGGCGGCUGGUGCUCUACGACCGGCCGCUCAAGAUCGAGGCGGUGUACAUUAACCGGAGGAGAAGCCGUUCCCCGGUGGAGAGAGACUUGUACGGCGCGGCUCCGAGCCACAGACACUUGCAGAGGCCCCUCUCGCCGACCGGCCUCGGAUAUAGAGACUACCGACUACAGCAGCUGGCCCUGGGACGGCUGCCCCCUCCCCCGCCGCCCCCCCUGCCCAGAGAAAUGGACAGGGAACGGGAGUUUGCCCUGUUCGAGGCUAGAGCUCGCCCGGCUUUUAUUGCGGAUCGAGCUGCCUUCCGCGAGGAGGAUUUUAUUUCGCCGGAGGACGACCAAAGAGCCAACAGGACCUUGUUUCUGGGCAACCUGGACAUACACGUUUCCGAGGCUGACCUGAGGAGAGCGUUUGACAGGUUCGGCGUCAUAACAGAGGUGGACAUUAAAAGACCCGUCAGGGGUCAAACCAGCACAUAUGGCUUUUUGAAGUUUGAGAACCUUGACAUGGCUCACCGUGCUAAGCUUAGCAUGUCUGGGAAAAUAGUGGGCCACAACUCCAUAAAGAUAGGCUACGGCAAGGCCACUCCCACCACCCGCUUGUGGGUGGGUGGACUUGGACCCUGGGUCCCCUUAGCUGCCCUCGCGAGGGAGUUUGAUCGCUUUGGCACAAUCAGGACCAUAGACUACAGGAAGGGGGAUACAUGGGCCUACAUUCAGUAUGAGAGUUUGGAUGCUGCACAGGCGGCAUGCACACACAUGCGAGGCUUCCCCCUGGGGGGCCCGGAGCGAAGACUUCGUGUUGACUUUGCAGACACUGAGCAUCGUUACCAGCAGCAGUUCUUGCAGCCUCUCCCAAUACCACCCUUUGACAUGGUGGCGGAGUCAUUUGUCCACCGGGCCGCGCCAGAACCUUUGAGGGUCAGAGAUCGGACUCCCCCUCCGCUUCACUUCAGGGACAGGGAGCUCUUCCCUGGUGCAGAAUGGUCAAAUCCGGCUAUUCGUGAGCGGGUUCGGGCAUCCCCAUUCGAGCCCCUGGAGCACUUGGAACGUGAUCGGCGGGUGCGAGAGCCGUGGUCUUUGGAGCGAGAGCUGCAGGGGCGAGAGCCGGCUCGCAAGCGGCUCUUAAUGGAAGAUGGGCGCCACCUUGAUCACUCCCCCGACAGCUCUGAUAGGACAGUAAGGCGUAGGCGUGCCUCACUCGAUGGCAGUCCUGGAGGGAGCAGUAGAGAUGGACGCUUCAGUGACUCGGAGCGCCCUCUGCGGGGUGACAGGCUUUCCCCUGCUCGAGAGCGUCACAGCAGCCUGGAGCGAGGCGGAACUGAACGGAGACUGAAAAUCCAGAGUCUCUCUGACAAAGGACUAUCAAGCAACAGCAUUUCACCAGCCGGAGAACGUAAACGCAAAACAGUCGACGCCGGCAAAGGCCCGGCAAAGAGAGAUCGGGAGAGCUCCUCCAAAAGUGGACAGCAGUCCAAAUCAGAUGGCACCAAGCUGAGUUUUGCCUGGCAUGGAAUGCUACUCCUUAAGAACAGCAACUUCCCAGCCAACAUGCACCUGCUGGAAGGCGAUCACAGCGUUGCCAGUGAUCUGCUCAUGGACGGGUCCACAGGCAAGCAGGUGUGCGAAUUAAAGAUCACCCAGCGUCUCCGCCUGGACCAGCCCAAGCUUGACGAGGUUUCCCGGCGCAUCAAAGUGGCGGGGCCAGGCGGCUAUGCCAUCCUCAUGGCGGUUCCCGGGAGUACAGAGGAUUUGGCCUCUGACCCCGCCAUCUCGACUCAGCGGCCACUCCGUAACCUGGUGUCCUACCUCAACCAAAAACAAGCGGCAGGGGUCAUCAGCCUGCCUGUGGGAGGGAGCCGUGAUAAAGACACCACAGGGGUUCUACAUGCUUUCCCUCCCUGUGAUUUCUCCCAACAGUUCCUUGAUUCCUCUGCCAAAGCUCUGGCCAAAAGUGAAGAGGACUAUCUGGUCAUGAUUGUGGUCAGAGGAGCAUCUUAAAUCAAGCAAAAACAUGCUAAAUGUUUUUUUUUUUAAGGCUCUAUGUCAGUGACCAUUGCAUGCUGUGUGUUUUACAUUAUGGGGUACACUAGUAUGGUUCUUGAAUGUUGUAUGUUGCCAUGUUAACUAGAAAAACAAACACUUCCCUUCCUGCUGCCAUACAAAAAAGGCUGUGUGGUUUCGAAUUUCAAUAAGUGUGUAUCAUACCUCCAAAGUAAAAAAAAAUAACAUUCAUUUAAAAUAGGAUUUGGUGAUUAUACAAACAAAUGGAACACUGUAAAAAGGUAGUUCAAAUAGUAUUUAUCCCAGUCUAAAACAAUACAAGGUAAUAAAACAACACGUGAACGACAUAAAUAGAGACUUGACAUUGAAAAGUGGAAAGUGGGUACGUCCUUGACAGUGUUCGGGGAUCCUGGUCCGUAGCUUCUUGUGUCCACGCAUGGAGACGCCUUUCUGUUGUUAUCCAUUAUACUUCUUCUGUAAUCACUUAUAGAACGAAGGAUUAAUGGGUCUGCAUAUUCUAUACUGCCAAGUUCCAUGUACAACGCAGGGUAGGAAAUAAUUUGCUUCAAAUAUUUGAAGAGAAGAACCUACAGUUCCAAAGCUCAAACAUGUCACAAUGCCACCCAUCCUUCAUCAAAACAACACUUGCAUCCUUUUUAGUAGGCUGGCUGGCGCAGAGUCGUGACAUGUCUGAACUUCUCUUUGUAAUGCGACUGUCUACAUGUGAAAAGGAUGCAGACUGCAGCGCUCAUGUUUAGGAUAAAUUGUACAUUGAAUUGGUGAUAGAGUCAGACCACCACAUUAUUCAAGAAUUGAUUAGUAUGUUUAAUGUGCAAUUUCAAUGUUAGAACUCUGAUGGCAGAUACUCUAUAUCAACUGGUCAAAACGUUAUUUCUACUUGCACAUUGUAAAAAGACACAAUGCACAAUGCAGACUUUCAGCAUUUACUAAAGCGGCCAUAGAAGUGUUUAACAGUAUGCUUGUUGUGCUGGUUGGAGUUUGCAGUGGUGUGGAACUGCACUUCAUCAUAUUGAGAGUUUGGUGACCUUAUUUAGCUACAAGAGACAGGCAAAAUAUUAGGAACAGUGCUCAAUGUGACACAGUGCAGUUUGAAACCACCGCCAAGUCCAAAACAACGACUAAUUGACACUGUACAACGUAAUCUUUGGCUAGUGCUUGUAUUGGGUCUUAUUAGACUGUGCAAGUGGUCAUACUUGGGGCUCACAAUAACAACAUGCAUUGCAUGUUGACGCAAAUACUAACAUGUUUUCAUUCAUGCUUUAUUUUGUGCAUCCCUACCUUUUAUAUAGAAAUGGUUGUGUCGUGUAAUCUAUAAGCAACUACUGCAGUAGAUGUGGAUAAAAAUAAUUGUGUUGAUAUUUUGACAGCUUGUUUGAUUUAUUGGUCUGAAACCUGAAGCGGUCCUUAAGAAUCCAAAUCCGUAUGAGUAAGAUCCAAACCUGAUGUUUGUUCAGUAAGUAGGUCUGUGUCAUGUUAUCAACUCCCUGAAGAGUCCCUGUUUGACUUUUUUUUCGAAGUCUAAAGUUUACACCUGAUUUGAGCCCAGCUCACCCCAUGGCCUCAUUACUGAAUCUUGUUGACAGCAUUGUAUGUGUCGGUCAUUACGGCAGCAUUUGCGCUGAUAUAUAUUGGAAGCAUCAACAUGUGAGGACUCCAUGUUGAGCUCGUGCUCACUCCAUGACGACGACAUGUUGGUGAGGCUGCGUCAAAGUCGUGUAGCCCUUCUCCGCAUCGUGUGCUGACUUCUGUUUAAAGUGGGCCAAUUGUACACGCUGUCAUGACGAGGAGAGGCCGUGACAAGAUGUUCCCGUACCUGCAAGUGCGUCUGGGCACUUCAUGUGACCCAUUGUCAAUAAAUUGUUCAUUUGAAGGGAAACCUGUUUCUUCGGUGGAAGUGAAUUGAAGAAACAAAACGGCCGUGCCUUGUUGUGUUUCCCAGGAGUUGUGAAAUGUUCGAAAGGGAGCCAACUUCCACUUUGUUAGUUCCAGUGAGGAGACAGACCCCUGUUUGGGUUGUACACUAAAUUACUUUCCCUGGCGGCUGAUGGCCCGUUGCACCUUCAUCACUUCUUGACCCUUUGUGACACCCGGAGGAGACCCGCUCCCUUCUUGUGAUUGGCUCAUCCAGACGGCAGUCCAGCACAGGAGGAGCAGGCCGGAAACAACGCACCUGUCGCCUUCCCAUGGUGGUUAUUACAUUCAUCGCUUCUGUUUCUGAGAAGGAGCUGGGCAGGAGUCCACACUAUCCACCCGGGGGGUGGGGGGGCUGUGAGCGAUGCCUCUGCGGUAUCCUUAGCAACCCCUGGGCUUGCUGCAGAGGCCGGGCAGACCCAAAGGCUGAUGUGUCUUCUCAUACUUGCCCAUUGAUUUGAAGUGACGCACUGCUUUGCUCAGGGAAGAGCAUGUUCCACUCCCACAGCUGUAGGAAUAUUUACCUCCACUGACGUACUAAUGAAGAAGCUUUGCAUGGAGAUCAAAUAUGAACGAGCCUUUUUUUUACACAGCAGGAAAGGAAUCCACAAUGAGGACCCCCUCCUUCCUUGUAGGAGUUUGUCUUGCAAACACUUUUUAAAAAUCCCUUAUGCAGGAAAUACCUUUUUUUCCCAACAUUCCCAUUGUCAUCAGUCUUGUAGCAUUAGUGUGCUCGCCAAACCUGCCUGGCGCUGAGGAGGAGCCAAUCUACCGGAGCAUGGAGCGCCAGCUUGCAGUCAGACUACACAACACUGUCAAUGACACCUCCACCACCACUUGGCAACAGGAGCGUAAACAGUGGGGGGUGAGUAAGGAGGACUAUGCUACCUGCUAGCGCUGUAUCACUAGCCCGGGCAGCUGUGGUGAGUAUGACUGCAACCAUUGGCAUCAGGACGGUUUGCAUAAAUCACUAUGCUCAUUACUCGCACGUAUAAAUCCCAGACAAAGAAAACUAUGGACCCCAUUAGCGGACAUUGACAUCAUUAAGACUUAUACUUGCAAUCAACCACGUAAAGAUGCUGUGGUGGUAGUGUGGCGUGGCGUAGAAGUGAUGCAUCACACUGACAGCUGUUGUGUCCCCCUUGUUGUGCUAAAAUAUGGCCAUCAGCUUGUAGUACGUACACUGGAUUCGGGCAGCAACCCAGCACUCCCGAGUCCAACCACAACUAUUGGCACAUUGUUCAAUUCAUAUUCACUAUACUCUUGUAUAGUACCAACACAUCAUCAUUUGGGGGUAGGAAUAGGGGUGUGCUUCCAUUUUGUGACUGCAGCUGCUGACCAUUACCUCGGCCCCAGGAUUUGCAGGGUGGACUGGAAGCUACACACAUGCAAACCAAAGCCAUUUGUACCAGUCAAUAUGCCACUUAGGCCUGAUAGAGGAGCCCGGCGGGUCGUUUUAGGGUCUGGGGUCAUUUUAGACUCCUCAUUGAUACACCAGCUUUGGCUUUAGAUGCCGUGAGUGUCAGCAGGAUAUUCUUUAGCUGUUGCUGUAUGUUGUCAUCACGCAGAGGCGUUGCUAAUAUUAUAUAUAUCUAAUGUAUAUCUAAUAUUCAAUGUCAUUUAGCCAAUGCUGGGACCCAAAUAUUAGGAACAGCUCUCCCUGUGACGCGUGCAGUUGUACACCAGUGUACCAUACCAAGUACAACAAUAAAUAUUUGGCUCGAUAAAUACCUCUCUAGCAGUGGCAAUCACAGGUCCAGUUUUCUAUAAGGCGUGUAGUGGGUCUUGGACAUCAGACCUCAGACCACAUCAGAAGACACAGCAACACUUUUUACACGCAGUGCACUUACACUAACAACCCACUAGGGGCUUGCAGUCCAAUGUAGAAGGAUUUGACAUCCUCACUAAUACUGUGUUUCUUUCACAGAGAUCCAUAGUAGAGGCUGCUGGCUCCAUGCGGCUCCAUGCGGCUCCAUGCGGCUCCAUGCGGCUCCAUGCGGCUCCAUGCGGCUCCAUGCGGCUCCAUGCGGCUCCAUGCGGCUCCAUGCGGCUCCAUGCCAUUAAAGGCACCAUGAGAGGUCAUCUGCUGUAAGUACGCCUGUAUUGCUUUCUGUCCUCCACACACACUUCAAACAUACUUGCCAAAAGGUCAGGUGAUUGCUGAUUUGUGUCACGUUUUGUACC